Molecule: messenger RNA, 1851 nt
Organism: Trichoderma gamsii
Lineage: Eukaryota; Fungi; Ascomycota; Sordariomycetes; Hypocreales; Hypocreaceae
Exons: 1
Coding region: 1-1851 (616 amino acids)
Source: RefSeq, a predicted model, not a curated record
AUGCGUCGUCCAGUGAAGAAGGACACUUCUCAAUUGUUCGAGAAUAGCCGCUGGCCGCGUCGACUGCUUCAUGUUCCCUCCAUGACAUCGUACCCCUGGCAGCCCGGCAACAACUAUGGCACCCACAAAGAGCCAAAAUACAACGCCAUUUCGUAUACUUGGGGCCGGUUUUACGUCAGAAACACCGAACCAGAAUAUGCCUCGACGCCAUACCUGCAAGUCAAGGGCGUACCUUGGAACAUUCCGCGUAUGAGGCCCUCACAAUUUACGGCGGACGAAUUUCAUCAGCUUGUUAUCAAUGCUGCCAAUCCUCCAGCUGAAGACGGCUUUGAACCGGUUGUGUUUGUGUGGCUGGAUGUUGCAUGUAUAGACCAGACAAAGCCCCACACAGAGGAUUAUUACAAGGAAGUGGGCAGGCAAGCCAGAAUCUUUGAGGGCGCAAGCGAAGUCAUCGUAUGGUUGACAACUUUUCGCCGCGCAGAGAUCAAAGAAUGGUGGAGUGGUUUAAGGAAUAUUGAGAGACCCGUGAUUGGCGUUGAGGUGGGAGCUCACCAAAGUCCCGACUUGGAUGCCUGGACAGAACACGUUCAAACGCAUCUCCGAAGACUAAGAGCUGAUCCGUGGUUUUCAUCUCUUUGGACGCUGCAGGAGGCAUUUCUAAGCCCACGAGCGAUUCUCAUGUAUAGAGAUGGAACUCAUCGAGACCUAUUUGCUUUCCAGAGCGCUACGCAUGUUCAAUCGGGAACGCUCAAGGAUUUUAUUUACCGCUGGCAUGCUAUCCUUUUAAAACUGAGGAAUAUUCGGAUUGGUCAUACUUAUCAAGGCGUAAAAGUUGACAUGGAGAAAGUAAACGCCCUAGAAGCCGACAUCAAUAACCUGGGCUUAUUGGAAGCGAUGAGGCUAGACGCGCAGAUAUUUAAAGCCCUCGAGCUCCCUACCGCUUCAAAAUCUCGCGCAUUGCGAAUGGGGAACCCCUUGGCACUUCUCAAAGCAUCGCAUCAGAGGCAGUGCUACGAAAUAACAGAUCGCGUCCGAGGCAUCAUGCAGGUUUUUGACAUGCAGCUAGGCGAAUCGUCGCCGAACGCCAUCCCUGGAAAGAAAUACAGCUUAUCAGAACUUGAAGAUCAGCUCGGCGCCCAAUUGCUACGGAGAUAUCCGAUAUCCAGCCAGCUCAUGGUGCAAAGCCGGUCAUGUCAGCCUCGAAAGGCCUGGCGAGUAAGUCCAGAGAUGAGCCUGACGGAUGAAGCUCAUCUGUUUUGGCGCCAGAAGAUGGACUCGGACACGUCCAUGGAUGCGGAAAAGAAGAUGAUUACCAGAUCCGGCGGCGCUCGUCUCUAUGCCACAACAUUCGAAGACACUGUCAUGGUUCGAUUUGACGGCAAAUACACAACGCUAGAGACUUUCUAUCUAGUUACACAGAACGUUGUUGGUACUACUAGGACGGCUUUGAGACUUAACCAAGGACUCCACGAAGAGUUCCGAAGCGCCAUGACGAAGCCAUUUGAUCAGAUCACAAUAGCAGACGAAUUCCAAUGGCUGCAUAGAAGCCGAAAGGGUCGUAAUAUUGGCAUCUUAUUCCUGGCGCGCAUUCAGCCACCUUCAAAGAGCUCUCGAGCCAAGGGCCAGAUUUGGUGCGAUUGGGGCAUUGGUCUUGUGCUCUGCCAAGAAAAAGGCAGGAAUGAUGUUUAUGAGAGACUCGGAGUGAUCAAGUGGGACGUCUGGGAGAUUAAAGACUUGAUCAAGGCGCGCAAAAUGAAGCUCCAAGCUACGCGUAAGGUCUCCGAUCCUUUGUCCUAUCUGCAAACAUGCGAUGGGCCAGGCUGGACAAAGAUUAAUGGGCACUUUGGAUGA